Molecule: messenger RNA, 5238 nt
Organism: Amoebophrya sp. A25
Lineage: Eukaryota; Dinophyceae; Syndiniales; Amoebophryaceae
Source: the annotation of a GenBank genome assembly
GUGCAUGGUGUGAUUGAUUGUCGAAGGGAAUUGUGUUCGGAAGAAUCUACUUAAGUCUUCUUGAGAAGUCUAACGACAACGUAUUCUUAGAGACGCAGCGUUGGCCGAUAGAUUAUCAGCGAUAUCAUGCUAGUUCGAAGAUGUCCACGACAAGCAGAGUCUGAUCUUGUUACAGUGUAUUUUUGUCAAAAAUUAAAAAAAUGCCCAGGCCUGUGCGCAAACAUCAAAUGCUAAAAGAGUUUCGAUAUUUUCGUAUCGCGAGGAAUAUAGACCCAGGUACAAAAAAAAUAAAAUCGUAGGUCGCGUGAGUGAAUGAAUGAAUGAAUAUGAAGAUUCCGCCUCGUGACAAUAUGGGCGAGGCGCCUGCUGCGUCGUGCACCGUGACAUUUGGGGAACACACGACGAUACCCGUUACUGUGGAUGAUGUCUUCGUCUACGAAAGACAAUGUCCAUUGCUAAACCGCAGUUUGACGCAGAUCGAGCUGGCUCUACGCCGCCAGGACGGGGCAGCUACGAAGACGCGCGCGAGCACGACUGCGAAGCUUCGCCUGCCGCUACCUGUGAACAUGCGUGUGUCCAAGUUCGAAAUGCAGAGGAAAUUGACUGAGCUUCUUUUUCCUGAAAAUGCGCCUCUACUGAGUCCUUAUGAAGCCACUCAAGCUAAGGCUCAAGCUGAUCAAGACCAGUUGGUUUGGGUUCCAGCGACAGUGGUCGACAAAAAAAAGGCUAAAGAAAUUGCGUACAAGGAGAAAGAGCGUGGUCGCGACGUCGCCGCAGGCGCGAACGUUGGUGGCAGCAACGUGUUUGAAAUGGACAUCUUUCCAGUGAAGCCGAACAGAGAGGUACGGUGUAGACUUCAGAUUGUCGGAGAAGGAGGUCGCCCUGCGGUGGGUGAAGGUUCAUCAUCCAUUUCUGCCGAUGAAACUCCAGCAGAUGCAGUUAGGUGGAGAGCUUUGUUUCCACUGGCUAAAAACUUUGUCUUUGAACGCAAGACUCUUGCACACGAAACUGAUGGUACAUCGAUGGUGAAGGAAGCUGCAAGUCGUGGUGCACCGGCUUGCAUGACAGGUGACUGUUUCGGAGCGCGUCACUUCGCGAUUCGAGUGCCGAAAGUAGAAGCAAGAGUGCAGGAUCAAUUGUCGAUUCCGAAUGAGGCCGUCAUCCUGUGGGACAAUUCGGGAAGUAUGGAGAAAAAUUCGCAAGAGCGUGUCCGGAAAUUACGCAACACACUACAGAAAGUGCAAAGCGCAACUGCUGGUUCUGCCUCAGGACCAGUAUGCGUAUACUACUCACUCUAUACGUUUGAAAUGACAGCGAUCGAGACCGCGCUUUGUCGGACGACAUCCGUAGACGAAGUAAUCGCCUGCCUGGAGUCGGUACGCUACGACGGAGGAACGGAUAUGACAAAAUUGGCAGCUUCGAUUGGGAAAGUCACACCAGUUGGGACGACAAUGUCCGACAAAAAUGUCAACCAAAGAACGGAAAUUUGGGUUUUCACGGAUGGUGUUGAUAUCUUGGGUAGGACACCGAAAUUUGCGGUCGCUGAUGCUUCCGUAACCGUCCACGCGAUCGCGCAUGAGUCUACUGUUACGAACACGAGAACGCUGCGGGCCAUCACGCUGGCAAAUCCUCAGCGUCCGGGUCGCCUGUUGCAGAGCGACAAUAUUGCUACCGAUAGUUACGAAGAGCUGUUUCGUCCGGCCGGCGCACGACUGCACCGCAUCGUUCCAAAUCAGAGCGAUGCCGCGUUUCAAGAGGAUUAUGACGACGGUUUUCGUUGCACGCCGGACCAUCGCCUGCAGCCUUUGUCGCUGCCACUGACCGAGGAUGCCCUCGUCUGUGGCAUAGUUGGAAACGAGGUCUCAAAAAUUUCCAUCGAAAUUAUUGACCAAGAUGGCCAGAUAAAGGAGUACGGAAUAUACCUGAACCUCGAACAAGGAGUUGAGCCUGGAUCUGAUCCUGCACCCAACAUGAUGAAUUCCCUCAACAUAAUGCUGGCGUCGCCAAGUGGCUACCACAUCCAACCAGACGGAGACGAUAACUGUGCAGCCGCCAUUUUAGGAUAUUUGUUCGCAGAAGCUCAGUACGAAGCGGUGAGUGGCGAUGAACUUCGUUCUGGAUUGGAUCUGUCGGAACUAAAGCUGGAGCUCGCGACCCGCUACAGCUUCUGCAGCCCUGAAGCUUCGCUGUUGAUGUUGCACACGAUGAAGCAGUUUUUCGACAACGAUGUGCCGCCACCUCUGACGCAUCCCAUGCGACCUCAAUGGGAAGAGGAACAACGCAAGAAGGACAGUAAACAACCAUCUUCGAGGACUACUCCAGCUAGAGAUGUCACCAAAGGGCGUAGAGGACGAGGAGAGGAAGCAUUGGGCGAGCCUAAGCGGGCAGAAGAAUUCACAGAAACGACGUUGGAACAAGUGCGAACAUUGACGAAUUUCUUGGAGAAAGAACCGCUUUCGCACGGGGCAGGUAAAUUUUCGGACUCCUUUUCGGAAAGGGGAAGAGAGAGAGGCGGCGGAUUCCUGGGUGCUGCGACGGCGGCAGUCGGCCGUGUGUUCGGCGGUGUGAGGGGCAGGGGUGGACCACCAGGAGGAGCCUCCAAAGGCGACGGAAAAUCUCGUGCAGCGGGGAAAGGGGGUUUUUCCGAGCAAGUAGAGAGUCUUUCUUUCUCUCAGGAGCGAAGUAUGGGACACGGUGGUCGGAACGAUCUUCUUUCCAUGCGCGCGAUGCCUAUGGCUAUGAUGAAUGCCUGCUCUCUUGAGGAUGACGAGCCCAUGCUGAUGAGCGCAUCACUAGGAAUGACAACCUCAGCAAUGGAAGUUGACGAGGAAGACUCUGACGGGGCAGACGACUGCCGCAUGGACGACCCGACUUUGGGGGCCACUGCACGUAGCCUCGAUAGUGAAGCCCCGCAAACUCGUUCACGCAAUGACAGUGAAGUCCCGGGGACGCGUUCGAAGAAGAUGAAAGUAGCCGGAGGUGCUAGUAUUAAGGCUCACGAUAAUUCAUCUUCACAGAGCACCUCUCGUUAUUUGCUUCUCAGGUUCUGAAGAGAUGAACGUAACAGAUGAAAUGUGAGCGCUAAUAAUGGAAGUACGGGUGAGACCGACUCUGCUCGUCCGACAGUUGCUGCCUCGGUAGAUCCUCACGUAUAUGAGAACGAGAUGCGAACCGCGGUCGCAAAAGCACAAUUUGAGACAGACCGGAGCAGCUGGAUCAAAACUUAUUUUCACUUGCGAGAGGCCAACCGCGACUCUCCUUCCUUCUUUCUCGCUUGUGCGCGUGUACUACUGCAUUGCAAGCAGAAAAACGAGGCCAUUCGUGUAGUCAGCAAUUGUCUGGAGUUCAAUUUGGAAGAGCCGCAGUUGUUGCGCACCGUCGGCUAUUUUCUGCUUUCCGUGGAAGGCGAUGAGGAGGCCAGUUUACUCGCAGAGACGGUGUUUGACCAUGUCGCUACCAUCUGUCCUGUGGAGCCGCAGUCGUUCCUCGAUAUGGCGUUGUCAAGGUUCAGCCGCUGCCAGCAGCACAGUUCUUCCAAAGAAGCUGAUUCUCAAGCUCCAGCAAAAAGUGUGAUAGAGACGAGGACUUCUGCAAUGACUCUGGCUGCAAAGCACGUUGUACGCGUGCUUACACAUCGAUGGGCCAACCGAUUUUACGAAAUUGAGUAUCCUGCAUUGCUCUUGCUCCAUUUCCUCGAAGAAGCCUCGAAGGAUAAGAAAAUCGUCACGCGAUUGCUCGACAACAAUGCUGAUACAAUUGGCAGUGAAUCUUCUGCUCCGGGAGGUAGAAAAAGUUACCCUGAUAAGAUUUUCCUCAUUUACAGGGAGAGAGACCCUGAAGGAGCUGAUGCUCCUCCCACAAUUACUCCUGCAGCGUCAGCCGGGUUUACUCCAGGGCCUCGGCCGAUUUUUAUAGGGGGUUAUACCGACAAGGAAGAGCAGCAAUCGGCUGCAGCUGCUGUUGCUGAAGUGAAGCCACCACGCUUAUUGGAGGUGAAGUCGCAAACUUUGCUGGUCCAGGCAGACCUGUGGAAACAAUGUCAGCUGUGCAUCUGGUUGAAUUGGGACACGGACAAGACCGAUUUGGAUUUGCACGUCAUUGAACCUUCUGGGGAGGAAGUGUAUUACCAAAAUCGAUGGUCAUGCUCCGGAGGCUACCUCAGCCGCGACUUCACGCAGGGAUACGGACCUGAGGUCUAUCUGUUAAAACGACCCGUGAAAGGCACGUACAAGGUGCAGGUGAAGUACUACGGCAGUCACCAAGACAGCAAGCUGACAGGUGCGACGAGCUGCGUCGUGUGGAUCAUGCAAAGGAAGGGGCAAGACUUGAACAUAGAGUUUUUCACGAUGCGACUUAAGAAACUACAUGAAAAGCAGACGGUGAUGGAGGUCAAACAUUCCUGAGAGGGAAAUGAAAAGCCUACUUGCGUUCUGAGGAGCACAUAUCAAUUCUAUUUCCAAGAAUAUGCACUUGGUUGAUCCCUUGUUUAAGCUGCAGUGUGGGUGUCCAAAUCGACCCUGGGGAAUAUACAUGAUAUAAAUUUGUUUGAUUGAUGUAGAUGCAUAGGAGAACGACAUGCCCACCAAAAUCAUACAUACAUAAAAGUAAAUGUUCAAGAGCCAGCUUGUAGUUGAAAAAUUCUCGCCAAGGACAAUACGUAGCGCAUGAUAGAGAUAGAGUCCACGUGUUAUUCCCCCCAUCACGUUAGAAGUAUAAUAUGACAGAGGAUCAUGUCCUUUUUUGUUCUCUUGAUCCGAAUGAACAUAGAACCCCAUCUAGGAGUAUAUGUUUUCGCUAACAAAAACAUCAUGUGCAGCGUGUUCUCAUCGAGCUUCCUUAGGCGAAGAAAAUUUGUUCCUUCAUAAAAACCUGUAAUGCACACUUUUGAAGGCAAAGCGAUGAUGAAGACAUGGAAAAACUGGAAAGUAUAAGCAACUAGCAUUAGACGUCUUCAGACCUUCUACAUGAAAUUGGCUUCCGAUAAUUUCUUCAUCAUUUGCUCAUGCUCAGUCGCGAAGUAGGACCCUAUUUGUAUGUUGUUAUGGAAUGAACGGGAAACCUCAAUGAGGAAAGAUGCCCGACGAGGGGUCUGUUGAAAUUUUAGUAGGCUUUUGAUGAGUGACAAAGCCAAUGGUCUUCCGAAAAAAGGUGUUGCCAACGAUAGAGAGAAAAGAAAAUGUAGGUCAAGGGUGUCGAUGAGGGUGCCAACGAUAGAGAGGGUGUCGAUGAGGGUUGAAU